Messenger RNA from Dioscorea cayenensis subsp. rotundata (Guinea yam), 1656 nucleotides. Its product is annotated as tryptophan aminotransferase-related protein 3-like. Bases 69 to 1517 code for a protein of 482 amino acids. Gene Ontology annotation, molecular function: transaminase activity; carbon-sulfur lyase activity. Gene Ontology annotation, biological process: amino acid metabolic process. The transcript is spliced from 5 exons. The record is from RefSeq and is a predicted model, not a curated record. NCBI's taxonomy places the organism in Eukaryota, Viridiplantae, Streptophyta, Magnoliopsida, Dioscoreales, Dioscoreaceae.
AAAAACCAGUGGAGAAGAGGUCACUGGAGCCAUUAACAACAACAUUCUUUUAGUCUCAUAUUGAAUCAAUGGGAGCAAGAGCAGGAGGUAGAGGUUUGGAGCUAAGGCUUGGCUCCAUUAACCUACUACUGCUCAUCUUCUUCAUCACUUCUCUAUUCUUCAACGUCUACUUCUUCUUCUUCUUCUUCUCAUACUCCUCCAUCUUCUCACUUUGGCCGGAGCCCAGGUGGAGUCAGUCGGCGGCGGAAGAAGCCGAAGCCGUCGCGGCCAUAUCAUGCUCCGGCCAUGGCCGUGCUUUUGUGGACGGAAUUAUGAUUAAUGGCAGGCCUUCAUGUGAGUGCAACACUUGCUAUCAUGGCUCUGAUUGCUCCAUUCCCUCUCUUGAUUGCUCUGCGGACGCUGACAGUGGAAAUCCAUUGUUUCUGGAGCCAUACUGGUACAGACAUGCAAAGGGCAGUGCAGUGGUGGUGGCCGGAUGGCACCGGAUGGGCUACGAUGCCACCGGAGAAAACUUCAUCUCCGUUGAGCUUGAGCAACAUAUCCGAAAGCUCCAUCGCAUCGUCGGCAAUGCCGUCGUCGACGAUCGCUUCAUCAUCUUCGGCGCCGGCUCCACCCAACUUCUUUAUGCUCUUGUCCACGCUCUCUCUCCCCAUAACUCUUCCUCCCCUGCCAGCGUCGUCGCUUCCAUUCCUUACUACCCUGUAUACAAAAUGCAAGUGGAUCUCUUUAAUUCAAAACUGGCAGAAUGGAGAGGAGUGACAUCAAGCUGGGUUAAUGAAUCAAUAUCAUCAUCAUCAUCAUCAUCAUCAGAUGGAUCAAUGAACAACUUCAUUGAGUUUGUGACUUCACCUAACAAUCCUGAUGGACUUCUUAAACAGUCUAUUCUUGGUGGUUCAUCAGUCAUUUAUGACUAUGCUUAUUACUGGCCACACUUCACUGCCAUCCCUGCCCCUUCUGAUCACAAUGUCAUGAUCUUCUCUAGCUCCAAACUUUCCGGCCAUGCCAGCAGUAGGUUUGGAUGGGCAUUGAUAAAAGAUGAGCAAGUUUACAAGAAGGCGAUAUAUUACAUGAAAUUGAACACAAUGGGUGUGUCUCGGGAUACACAACUGAGGAUGUUGAAGAUCAUCAAAGUUAUACUUGCAGAACAUGGAAGAAAAGGUGACAUCUUUUCAUUUGGAUACCAAACAAUGAGAGAGAGAUGGACCAAACUUAACAAAGUUGUUUCAAAGUCUAAACGUUUCUCUCUUCAAACUAUUCCUUCUCAGUAUUGCAAUUACUUCAAAACCAUCAGAGAUCCUUCUCCCGCGUAUGCUUGGUUGAAAUGCGAGAGGGAUGAAGACCAAGAAUGUGAUGUUGUGCUAAAAAAUGCGGGUAUAAUUUGCCGUGAAGGUAGCUUAUUUGAAGCCGAUGAUCGGUACGUUAGAUUGAGUUUGGUCAAAACACAAGAUGAUUUUGAUCAGUUGGUGCAAAAAAUGGAUGCUCUGGUUUCUGAUCAUUCGAGCAUAAGUUCUAUUUGAGAUAUUAUAGAUUAUAUUUGACAAUGAACAAGUGUCUUGUUGAUUGUAACUAAUUAUAUAUAUAAGUUAAUUAGUCAUCAAUAAGAUGCAGUGCUUGAUUUGGUGAUCAGAAUUUAAAGACAAUGCAUUCUUUGGUUUU